Molecule: messenger RNA, 1127 nt
Organism: Athene cunicularia (burrowing owl)
Lineage: Eukaryota; Metazoa; Chordata; Aves; Strigiformes; Strigidae
Product: SRSF protein kinase 3-like
Exons: 10
Coding region: 24-1127 (367 amino acids)
Biological process (GO): protein phosphorylation; spliceosomal complex assembly; regulation of mRNA processing
Molecular function (GO): ATP binding; protein kinase activity
Source: RefSeq, a predicted model, not a curated record
GAGGUCAGUAAUGACUCUUGGCAAUGGUCCCUGCAGGAGGCCACCACCCCGUGCGGGAAGGAGAGGUGUUCAACACGCGAUACCAGGCUCUGCACAAGCUGGGCUGCGGCGCCUUUGCCACCGUCUGGCUGUGCCAGGACAUGAGGAGGAAGAAACAUGUAGCUGUGAAGGUCCUGAAAAGCAGGGAAGGCUUUGCUGAGGCUGCCCAGGACGAGGUCGCUCUCCUCCGCUGCGUGAGCAGUAUGAAGAAGAAGGACCAGGCAGGAGAAAACAUUGUCUGUUUGUUAGACGACUUCAGAAUGAUUGGAGAGAACGGCUUCCAUGUGUGCUUGGUAUUUGAGGCGCUGGGCCCUUCCCUGCGAUGUCUGAUGGGCGACUACGCAGCCCAGGGACUGCCCUUGCCUUUUGUGAAAAAAUCUUUACAGCAGGUGCUGGCAGGGCUGCACUUCCUACACAAGCACUGCCGCAUCAUCCACACGGACAUCAAACCAGAGAACGUCUUGCUCUACGGAUGUGACAAAAUUCUCCAAAGGCUUCAGCCCGAUACGUUUGACUGCGGCCAGAGAACAGAUCUGAGGGUAAAGAGACCAGGAGGUGAUCGAUUGGAAGAAUCUGAUUUAAUGAGCAUAGAAGUGAAAAUUGCAGAUCUGGGCAGCGCAUGCUGGACAUACAAGCCAUUUUCCAAGGAGAUACAGACCCAGCCUUACCGUGCCCUGGAAGUGCUUCUUGGAUUAGACUACAGCACUCCGGUGGAUAUCUGGAGCACGGGCUGCCUGGCAUUUGAAAUGGCAACUGGGGAGCGUCUAUUUGAUCCUCAACCUGGGAAAUAUUUCUCCAGAGAUGAUGAUCAUGUUGCUCGUAUUAUUGAACUUCUGGGAAGAAUUCCUCCUCAAAUUGCUUUCUCCUGGAACAAGUCAACAAAAUUUUUCAGCAGGCCAGGUGCUCUUCUGCGCCUCUCCAGGCUUUGCCCCCGCAGUCUCCACAGCAUCCUGGCGGACAGACACAACUGGGCAAAACACGAGGUUGCCCCCUUCACCAGCUUCCUCCUGCCCGCGCUGCACUACGCGCCCGAGCGCCGCGCCACAGCCGCCCAGUGCCUGCACCACGCCUGGCUGAGCGCCCCGUGA